Molecule: messenger RNA, 2506 nt
Organism: Haemonchus placei
Lineage: Eukaryota; Metazoa; Nematoda; Chromadorea; Rhabditida; Trichostrongylidae
Source: the annotation of a GenBank genome assembly
CUUCAUCAGACUAGGCGAGUAUCCAUCCGAGGUUUGAUCCUCAGAUCAUGCAUAUGUGAUACAGUGUCACUUUCCACUAUAUCACCACUGCCUCAAAAACCUGAUCAAUCGCAUAAUUUCAGACUAUUCACUACUGUGCGCCGAGGGAGUCCCGUUACUUAUGGAAGACCAUCGGCCACGGCCCUGUCAACCCCGUCCUUGGCUGCCCGAGCACAAGUGUCCGGCAAGCUUUUGGUGUCACGAAGGCGAUGAUGAGUCCAGCUAUUAUUGCUGUCCGAAGAACAGGAAAUUUGAGAACCGCUGCCAUCUACCGCCCGCUACUGGCCAUGGAACACUUUCGAUGCGACGAUUCUACUACGAUUGGAUGAGCGAUGGCUGCCAUGAACUUCAUUACACUGGAAUCGGAGGAAAUGAGAACAGUUUCAUGACGUAUGAGAGUUGCGAAGAAGCCUGUAGAGGUGAAUUAUUUCAUGUCUGUAUGUUGGCCCUAGUUUUUUCAUCGUGCUCGAAGUUAUAUCCCCUCUCGAAAACCUCCACAUCUUCUGUCCGCAAAGUCACUGAAUCCGCGACAUCAUCGAGUCCUGAAUCAUAUGAAAGCAGUCCGGAGGAUGAACAGCUGCAGACCCUUUGGCAGGACACAAAUCCUUGUGAAGCUCCAGCCAGUGCAGGAUCUCCUGGAGGAAUUGCUCGGAAAAUGUGGUAUUUCGAUGAAUCAGCGAUAUCUUGUGUGCCUUUCGUCUUUCUUGGUUCUGGCGGAAAUGCAAACCGAUUUGCUGAUCAGGGAACUUGUAUGCGAACCUGUGGAAGUGGGAAACCUACUCGUGCUUCAUGUGAACUGCCUUCACAAUUCGGAAAUGGCACUUUCAAAAUACCACGGUAUUAUUUUGAUAAGACUGCGAAACAAUGCGAAUUGUUCUAUUACUCCGGUAAUGGUGGGAAUGAGAAUCGAUUUCUGAAGAAGGCGAAAUGCGAACGUCUCUGUCUUGGAAGUUCGUUUAACUUUUUCUUUUCCUUUUUGAUCUCUUCAUCACUUGUCUCAUUCCCUGAUUCAGCAUCGCCUACUACUGCUGCUGCUCCCACUCCAACUCAGAGCGAGACAUCUUCGGAUCAAAUUCUGCGUAAAUCGUCCAGCAGAGAAGAAACAAAUCAAAACUACACCUCUUCAUCUGAAGAAGCAACUACGCUAGACCCAUUCCCAACCCUUAUCAAUAUCCCCAAAGGUAUCGGUCAACAGAUCUUAUUUGCAAGUAGCUUUUUUCGUUGUAAAAUACUAUUUCAGAGUUCAUACCACCAUUCCCACAAUUUUACGGCUGCUCUUUUUCAGCAGGUCGCUCUUGAUGUCUCGCCAUGUCAGUCACCCCUACGCGGUGAUGUUGUGAUUAUGUGUGUUUUGGACGGAGUCACUUGUCCUGCUGGGACUUUUUGUCAAGUUGGAGAUGCGCAAAGUAUUUGUUGUCCAACAUUGCCUGAGCCGCAAUGCGAACAGCCGCAACGUCCAGGUGUAGGGACAUCAACACUUCUUCGAUGGUACUAUAAACCCUCUACACGUCAGUGCCACAUGUUCGUAUUUCACGGAUUCCAGGGUAACCAAAACAAUUUUGAGAGCCUCCAGGAGUGUGAAUCCACUUGUAGAGAUCUGAACCCUUGUGAAGAAGGAGCACCUCUACCUGCGAUUGAUGGGAGUCAAAAAAUUCUCGUUUUUUAUACAUUUUUCCUUUUUCUUUUUCUUUUACCCCUCGAAUGCUCGAUUCAAUCUCUUACGCGGCACGUACUGUACUUUCGACUGAUGAAGAUGGGUCUCUACUAUUGGAAUGGGAUGUCUUCAGAAUGCUUGAUGCCCGAAGAUGCUGGCCACGGUGUCGAGAGCAGUCAUCGCUGGUCGUACGACUCACCAACGAGGAAGUGUGUUUCUUUCAUCUAUCAUGGUUACGGUGGAAAUCAAAACAACUUCCUUUCAAGGAACGACUGUGAAACGGCAUGUAUACCAACAAAUCCAUGCGAUCAGCCCGUGUCGAGUGGGCAUGGAAACAAAUUCAUUUCAAGAUUUUUCUUCUCGAAGGAGUAUGGUCAAUGUCUUCACUUCGCCUAUAGUGGUGAAGGUGGUAAUUCAAACAACUUCGCAAAUCUUCGUGAAUGUGUGGAUACCUGUAUGAGCAACAGCAGCUAUUUCCGUUGUAAGUUGAUAUCGAUACUUGCCUUUGAGUUGUUAUUCUCAAAGCUUCCAGAAUCAUUCUGCCUGCAACCACGACCACCGUUGAACGUUUGUCUGUCCCCGAAUUCUCCACCAGUCCAAAGGAUCCAAUUCACAUAUGAUCCGUUGGCGGAUCGCUGCGUUCGAUUCAGUUACUCAUCGUGUUCUCCUGACUACAAUCUCAACCAUUUUGAGACAGAUUCACAGUGUCAACGACUCUGCUGCAAUCAGGGUUACGACCUUGUUUAUAAGAGAAAGUUGUUGAUGCUGAACGACUCUCCAUUGGACGAUUCCGAGGACUCUGAUCGCCUUUGA